GCGCCAGCACUGGCUGAACCGGCCCAAUGGAGAGGGCCGGGGCUGUGGUCCGUAGUCUGGACUGGCUGUCGUGGCCCUUGCUGAGUAAGAGGAGGGUCAGACACGCAAAUUUCACCUCGGGCUUCGGAACUUGCCUCCCAGCUGGUCCUCUGGGGCCAGCAUUGUUGGUGUACAUGCAUUAUUCAGCUUCGAUCAAAUUUCAGCGGCGGACGGCUUUUGUGCAACAUAUAUAAAAGCGUUAUCGUCUGCCACCCCGGAGGAGAGCUGCCUUUCCUGGGUCGCCUCCCUGCCUCUGUCCUUUCCCUAUCCUCCCUUGUAAUUUUUCUUCUUCUUAUUCCUUCUGCUUUCUCCCUUCCUUCUCCUUCCUUCUUUUUUCUCUAUUAGUAGAUGCUCUUUAACAAAGUCUUCAACCGUAUCACGAGUCUGAAGAACGCGCACCAAAACUACACAUAUCUGUCCAAAAUGAGUUUCGCCACCCUUACUUUCCCAGUUAUCAACGAAAAAUACGAACAGCCAACCGGUCUUUUCAUCGGCAACGAGUUCGUCAAGGCCAAGUCCGGCAAGACCUUUGAAGUCACGUCCCCGAUCGACGAAUCCGUGCUCUGCGAGCUCCAGCAGGCUGAGUCCGAAGAUGUUGAGGUGGCUGUUCAAACCGCAUACAAGGCAUUCAAGUCCUGGAGAUUCACCCCUCCAAACGAGAGAGGCAAGCUCUUGAACAAGUUGGCUGAGUUGAUCGACGAGGAAAAAGAAACCUUGGCCAGAAUUGACUCGUUGGACAACGGUAAGGCUCUACACUGUUCCAGAUUCGACGUGAACAUUGUUGCUGAGUACAUCAGAUACUGUGCAGGCUUCUGCGACAAGCUCGACGGUAGAACCAUCAUCACCGACACCGAACAUUUCACUUACACGAAGAGAGAGCCUCUUGGGGUCUGCGGUGCCAUCACCCCAUGGAAUUUUCCUCUGUUGAUGUUUGCCUGGAAAAUUGGUCCAGCUUUGGCCACCGGUAACACCGUCGUUUUGAAGCCAGCCAGUGCCACCCCAUUGUCCAACCUAUAUGCCUGUACUUUGAUCAAGAAGGCCGGCUUCCCACCAGGUGUCGUCAACGUCAUCCCAGGUUCCGGCAGAGGUUGUGGUAACGCCAUUUUGCAACACCCAUUGAUCAAGAAGGUUGCCUUCACUGGUUCCACCGAGGUCGGUAAAACCGUCAUGAAGGAAUGUGCCAACACCAUCAAGAAGGUCACUUUGGAAUUGGGUGGUAAGUCUCCAAACAUUGUCUUCCAAGACUGUAACGUCGAACAGACCAUCCAGAACUUGAUCACCGGUAUUUUCUUCAACGGUGGUGAAGUCUGUUGUGCAGGUUCCAGAAUCUACAUUGAAGCAAGAGACGAAAAGUGGUACAAUGACUUCCUGGCCAAGUUCAAGACUGCAAUCGAGAAGCUGAAGAUUGGUAACCCAUUCGAAGAAGGCGUCUUCCAAGGUGCCCAAACUACCCCAGACCAAUUCCAAACCGUGUUGGAUUACAUCAAGGUGGGUAAGGACUCUAAGCUUAAGCUGUUGACUGGUGGUAACAGAAUCGGUACCAAAGGUUACUUUGUUGAACCAACCAUUUUCUACGACGUUGCUCAGGACUCCAAGUUGACUGAAGAAGAGAUCUUUGGUCCUGUCGGUGUCGUUGUGCCUUUCAAGACUGUCGACGACUUGAUUGAAAAGGCCAACGACUCCUUGUUCGGUUUGGCUGCAGGUAUCCACACUGAAGACUUCAACAAGGCAAUCUACGUCAGUGACAGAGUCGAGGCUGGUUCCGUCUGGGUCAACACCUAUAACGACUUCCAUCCAAGUGCUCCAUUCGGUGGCUACAAGGAGUCUGGUAUUGGUAGAGAAAUGGGUCUCGAAGCGUUUGACAACUACACUCAAACCAAGUUGGUCAGAGCUAAGGUCAACAAGCCAACUUUCUAAUCAGGGAUUAGUGGCUUUUGACAGCGUCUUUAAAAAACAAAAAAAGAAACAACAUCAACAACACGUUAUAUAUUAUCAUCUAGUAUGCCUAUAU
Molecule: messenger RNA, 2050 nt
Organism: Pichia membranifaciens NRRL Y-2026
Lineage: Eukaryota; Fungi; Ascomycota; Pichiomycetes; Pichiales; Pichiaceae
Exons: 1
Coding region: 463-1956 (497 amino acids)
Molecular function (GO): aldehyde dehydrogenase (NAD+) activity
Source: RefSeq, a predicted model, not a curated record